Molecule: messenger RNA, 2196 nt
Organism: Sycon ciliatum
Lineage: Eukaryota; Metazoa; Porifera; Calcarea; Leucosolenida; Sycettidae
Exons: 1
Coding region: 235-1371 (378 amino acids)
Biological process (GO): negative regulation of TOR signaling; neurotrophin TRK receptor signaling pathway; negative regulation of protein kinase activity
Cellular component (GO): cytoplasm
Source: RefSeq, a predicted model, not a curated record
AGGCUCUACUCCAUGAUCCAGUACAGUUCCGAUCUGUGACUGGUGACUUGUUCGAGUUGGCAGAUCUACGACAACAGUCGUUUGUUCGUCAAAAUCAGUUUGGAGGAAUUGUUCGUCUUUCGAUGCAAGGACUGGGGCAGACAGGUACAAGCAUUAGGCACCUUGCCGCUUCAAAAACUGCCCGCUUGUAAUAUUUUAGCUGUUCCGGCAUUGUUGUGCUGUCACUAGGUAAAUAUGGAGUUGAAAUGCCAAUGCCUCAAUGUUACGAUAUGCGUUCAGCAAUCGACUUUCGGUCGUACCAUUGAUUUAGAAUCUCUCAGGCAGGAGAAUCAGGAUGAUCCCUUCAACGGCUGCUGCCUCAAAGAAAUGGAUCUUGACGUACCUGGAAUAUCGAUGGAACAAAGCAGUUUAGUUAGUGAACGCCUGUAUGGCGAUCUGCAGGUGUUCAAAUGUCAUGGUUGUGCAAUGGUGACACAUUGUUCACAUCAGCACAAACCUGGAAGAUUGUUAGUCAAUUCUGAAUUGCUCAGUGAUCCCUCGAAAAUCAGUGAGUUACGUCAAUCAUCGAGUUUCUCCCAGGUCUUUAGCGUGGUUCUUCCGCCAGAUUUCGACUCUAGUUUCCCUGAUGUAGUGCACUUGCAGAAGAACCUUGGUCCAUCUGCAGUUGCUCAGGCCCAACAAGUUCUAGACUCCUACGUGAUGGCUGAGGAGGCAUCAGUUCAGGCAAGGAUUCAGGCAUUUAUUGACCAGCAGAACCUGGUCUUGACAAGAAUCAAGCAAAAGGCUCAACAAGAUCUGCGCAGCUUGUACAACGUUAUGUCCAGCAUUCCAGCUACGCAGCACAGGGAAUCCAAAACUGAGGCGGUGUCGACCAAAUAUACCGUGAGUGCGGAUAGGCCAGAGAAUAUGUCCACUGUGUAUUCAGGCGAGCACUCAUUCAGUCGGCCAGCUACUCACGACACUGGUGUGUUCUGUAUGGACGACCUUGACAUGAUGACGCACGGUGAUCGGUCAGCGUUCUUAUCGGACGAUGACGAUGAAGAUGACGAUCCGAGUACUGACAACAGUUUCCAAGGUUCUCAGGUAGGACUGGCCAUGGCUGGUGCUGCCAGUAGAUCUACUAUACCACAGCACACAGAUAAUGAUGGUACGUGGAUUCUUGGCAAGUCGGCACCAGUUCAAAUGCCCGGUCGACCGGCACGCUUUACCAGUGGUGGAGCAGUUCGCGAUGACGGCCUCACCCCGUCCUUUGAAGACAUUGGCAAUUCCAUCAAGGCAAUAGCGCAGAGUGUGCAGGACCAGAGCACUUUGCUGUUCGGCGAGCUGCCACGGCCCCGCACAGCAACGUCGUUCAUUGAUACCGUAUCAUGAUCAGGUAGGUGACUUAUCUCCAGCUGGAAUCGUCGCGGUCUGUUUUUACUCUCCAUCUAGGGCGCGCUGGUAUCCUUAUUUUCUGCCUCCUCUCUCCCUCUCUUUGUGAAAAAGUGAAAUCCACCUUCCUGGAUUCCACGCAUCGCUUUGUCAGUGCACCAUUGGCUGACAGCAGGCAUUGUUCUGUUGUAGUUUGUUGCAAUCACUUUGUUGUCCAAGAACUAGUUUUAACCACAGGGGCUGGUAUCCAUUUGUUUUAUUAUUCUCUUGCGUAUCUGCGGUUGAGUGCUCGGCCUUCUCAGAAUGCAGGGUGCACCGUGCACGACCGCCUAGUGUGUUGUCGGUCGGUGUUAUCGUAGACCCAGGCUUCGCUCUCACUGCCAUAGAGCAGUGCUCACCAAUUUCACUGGACACUGGCUGUUGCUGAGCCUCUUCUUUUUUUCCUCCACGGACAUAUCACUAUGGAUAAUUGACACUGGCAUAGAUUGCCGUGUUUGGUCACUGUUCACACUGCGUCUCAAUGAUAGAUUUCCGGCACUGUUUUUUUGUUGUGAUAUAUGUGUUAGACUUCACUUGCCACUAUUAUCUAUACUAACCCCCACCCCCCUCUCCAUUGUACGCGAUGAGUCACUGGUAUGUCACGGUUGCAUUUUUAUUUGCGAGGAAAACAAGCAUUGAAGCCUACUAAUAACUGAUCUUUGCAGUGCAUAUGCGUUUAGGUGUGUGACAUUACUAGUAUGCCAGCCGUAUACUGUGUAUGGAUUGGCUAUACACUCGUAUCUCUCAGUCUUACAAGUAAGGUGGAACAGAAUUUUGUAAUUCCGA